Molecule: messenger RNA, 646 nt
Organism: Danio rerio (zebrafish)
Lineage: Eukaryota; Metazoa; Chordata; Actinopteri; Cypriniformes; Danionidae
Gene: actr3
Product: actin related protein 3
Cellular component (GO): cytoskeleton
Source: RefSeq, marked validated
GGUACACUAAACUGGGAUAUGCAGGAAACACAGAACCACAGUUCAUCAUCCCAUCAUGUAUCGCCAUCAAGGAGUCCGCUAAGGUUGGCGAUCAGGCUCAGCGCAGGAUGAUGAAGGGUGUGGACGAUCUGGACUUCUACAUCGGAGAUGAGGCCAUCGAUAAACCCACCUACGCCACCAAGUGGCCCAUUCGGCAUGGGAUCGUGGAGGACUGGGACCUGAUGGAGCGCUUCAUGGAGCAGGUGAUCUUCAAGUACCUGAGGGCGGAGCCUGAGGAUCAUUACUUCCUGUUGACGGAGCCGCCUCUGAACACGCCAGAGAACCGCGAGUACACGGCAGAGAUCAUGUUCGAGUCCUUCAACGUGCCGGGACUGUACAUCGCUGUGCAGGCGGUGCUGGCUCUGGCGGCCUCAUGGACGUCUCGUCAGGUGGGUGAGCGAACACUGACCGGAACCGUCAUCGACAGCGGAGACGGAGUUACUCACGUCAUUCCAGUGGCGGAGGGCUAUGUGAUCGGCAGCUGCAUUAAACACAUCCCCAUAGCCGGGCGAGACAUCACGUACUUCACCCAGCAGCUGCUGCGCGAGCGAGAGGUGGGCAUCCCUCCAGAGCAGUCGCUGGAGACCGCCAAAGCUGUGAAGGUGAG